AUGAACAGUGAAACCAACAAUAUUCGUUCUUUUAAUACCGCCUCGUAUAAUAUAUUCAGCACGCCCNUCCUUAGUUCAUCAAUCCCCACAUGGAGCUCCGUGAUGGUCCUGUUCUCCUACUUGGGCUACUUGGCAUUGGCGGGGUCUAUUCUCCCCGGCAAGAUCGUCCCUGGUGCCGUGCUCUCUGAUGGCACUCGCCUCCAUUAUAGAUGCAAUGGAUUAUUAUCACUUCUCGUCUUGUUGGCACUUCUAGGGGUCGGUGUUCAAAUGAAGUUGAUCUCUCCUACGGUCAUAGCAGACAAAGGACUUGAGCUUCUAUCAGUUACUUUCAUAUUCAGCAUCCUGGUAUCUCUGGUGCUUUAUGUUGCUGGUUGCAAGUCUAAUGACAAAAGUUCCUCCUUCAAACCUCAUGUGACAGGGAACAUGCUUGAUGAUUGGUGGUUGGGAGUACAGCUGAAUCCUCGAUUUAUGGGAAUAGACCUCAAAUUCUUUUUUGUCAGAGCUGGAAUGAUGGCAUGGUUAUUCAUCAAUCUCUCUUUAUUCGCGAAGCUCUAUCAAGCCGGCAAUGCAAACCUUUCAGUCAUUCUUUACCAGCUCUUUUGUGGGCUGUACGUUAUAGAUUACUUCUUCUAUGAAGAGUUCAUGACCUCCACGUGGGACAUUAUAGCUGAGAGGCUGGGCUUCAUGCUGGUUUUCGGGGAUCUGGUUUUUAUUCCUUUCACGUUUACAAUUCAGGGUUGGUGGCUUCUGAAACAUAAAGUUGAAAUAUCAAAAUUAGCUGCUGCAGUUAGUUGCCUGGUUUUCUUCAUCGGCUAUCAAGUAUUCCGUGGAGCCAACAAACAAAAGCAUGUAUUCAAAAAAAAUCCUAAAGCUCACAUAUGGGGCAAGCCUCCAAAAGUCAUUGGAGGAAAGCUACUUGCUUCUGGUUACUGGGGAAUUGCAAGGCACUGUAAUUAUCUUGGAGAUUUGCUCUUAGCACUCUCAUUCAGUUUGCCUUGUGGAACAAGUUCUGUGAUCCCCUACUUCUAUCCUAUAUAUCUUCUUAUACUUCUUAUAUGGAGGGAGAGAAGAGACGACACAAGGUGCUCUGAGAAGUACAAAGAGAUAUGGGAAGAAUAUUGCAAGCUUGUUCCUUGGAGAAUACUUCCAUUUGUUUACUAAAAGAGAGGAUUUCUUUUUCCUCCCAAAUUUGUAUUGUGUUGUACCCAGCAAAUGGAUAGAUGAGGCACUUUAACAUUUCCUAUAUUUAGAGUGGAAAAAUAAAAGGAUGGUUAAAUUUUGAUUUGGUGCUUGCCUAUGCGAUAGGACUCUCUGUAUUCGGAAAAAUGUUUAAUUGAUGAUAUGAAGGCCUAUGUUUGUCUGAG
This is a messenger RNA of Asparagus officinalis (garden asparagus), 1364 nucleotides long. Its product is annotated as delta(14)-sterol reductase-like. The transcript is spliced from 13 exons. Gene Ontology annotation, biological process: sterol biosynthetic process. Gene Ontology annotation, molecular function: Delta14-sterol reductase activity. NCBI's taxonomy places the organism in Eukaryota, Viridiplantae, Streptophyta, Magnoliopsida, Asparagales, Asparagaceae. Bases 1 to 1161 code for a protein of 386 amino acids. Gene Ontology annotation, cellular component: endoplasmic reticulum membrane. The record is from RefSeq and is a predicted model, not a curated record.